Messenger RNA from Durio zibethinus, 5174 nucleotides. It is a transcript of the gene 5PTASE13, whose product is annotated as Endonuclease/exonuclease/phosphatase family protein. The record is from RefSeq and is a predicted model, not a curated record. Gene Ontology annotation, molecular function: protein binding; phosphatidylinositol-4,5-bisphosphate 5-phosphatase activity. Gene Ontology annotation, biological process: phosphatidylinositol dephosphorylation. Lineage: Eukaryota; Viridiplantae; Streptophyta; Magnoliopsida; Malvales; Malvaceae.
GAAUGAGUUGGGAGAUUAAUUUCAUUCAUACAGCAUCUGAAUUGGAAGACAUACACAUGAUGCAUGAUAUGUUUCAUUUUCUUUCCUUUUUUGUUUAACCUUUAGAUAAACGAAAGAAUAAUAAUAAAGAAGUAAUUGUUGUUUAAGGUACCCAAGUCACCUGUGGCUGUUAGGCUGUUGCACGAGUAAAAUGUGGUUUGAUUUUUCAUGUAAGAUUGGUGUUUUUUCCUAAAUUCUGAAACAAUAGCAGAGAAAAGGUUAGAAGAAUCAUGAAUGUGAUGCUAAAGCGCAAGAGCGUGGCGUGUUUCAAGGGAAUGAGUCGAAUGUUUAAUACUUUGUUAAAAAUAAAUUAUUUAUGCAUGUAUAUAUCCUUAAUCCUUAUGCAUGAAGAAGAUACAAUGGUUUUUCUCAUCCUACGAGGGAAGGGUUGGGUACGUAGAUUGAGUAAACUGCCCUGGGAAAAUUGUUGGGAAGUACGGUAGAUUAGUAGAGAUCAGAUGGAAUGAGUCUUGAGGGCAUAAACUGAAACUUCGUGAUUGAGAAGGAUUAACAAUUGCCUUGAAAUUGAGAGAGAGAGAGAGAGAGAGGAGAUUUGCAUAAGACAACGUCGUCAUAGGCACUGGAAGAAAAGAUUAUCCCGCUGUUACGAUGAAUAUAAUUUCAAUCAAAAUCAAGUAGUUUUAAGGGGUCGAGAGCGCACGUGCUGGUUGAAAAAGACAAAAGGGAAGUCUUAUGGAAGGCCGCAAGACAAGGCAAGCUGACAAAAGACGAAAGAAAUGCAAGUAAAUUAGCAAAGCGGCAAAGAAAGGUUCAACUUUUCAAGUUUCAAGUCCCAAAGUAGAUUGAUUUGGAGGGUGGCUGAGAGGGUAUGGUAUGGGGGUAUGGGUAUUGGAUUGCAGCAGUUGAAGAAACAUUCCUGUCCAGUCUUUGAGCUCCUCAGAAUGUCCCGCCUAACUCCUCGCUCUCGCUUUUAAUGCAAACAAAUCGCAACGAGCUCUCCUCCUCCACUCCUCUCUUCUCCCCACUUUCCCUCCCCUUCUCUCUGCCCUUAGACUUGACUCUCUCCAAUCCAAUUCCUUCUCAUUUUCAUUUCAUUUCCCUCUUUCUCUCUUGUUUUCGUUCUUAUGAUAUUAAAAAAAAAAAAAACGAAAUUAAACCAAAAUGAAAACAUAAACGAAAUUAAUUCUCAUUUUCCACAAAACCAAAUUAUACUACUAACAAACAUAAAUGGAUGAACAUAUCAUCCAAGACGACGACGAGGACAGGGAGGCCCUCGCUGCCCUCAGUUCUGUCCCACCUCCCCAACGCAAGAUCCACUCCUAUAGCCAGCAGCUCCGCGCCAACUCCGCCCAAAAGCGUUACCAUCAACUCCGCAAGCACAGCCUGGAUGACAUCCCCAAGCCCCCGGACCAUUACUGCAAUAAUGACGACUCUUCCGACGAUGACUUCUUCGCCUACUCCUCCUCCUCCUCUUCUAACAACGCUCCCUCUGCUCAAGAUUAUAUCAUCACUCAUUCCCAGAGGCUCGACCAGAACCUCUCCUUGGAGGGUUGCCCCGAAGAUCCCCGCCAUUGCCACCCUUUGCCCGAGUUCAUUGGCGCUGGUGGUGGUACCGGUAUUUUCAAGGUCCCUAAGCGCGCCACCGUACACCCUGGCCGCCCACCUUUCCUGGAGCUCAGGCCCCACCCCCUCAGGGAGACUCAAGUAGGAAAGUUCUUGAGGAACAUUGCUUGCACCGACACACAGCUCUGGGCUGGCCAAGAGUGUGGGGUUCGGUUUUGGAGGUUCCAGGACGCUUAUGAACCUGGCCUUGGUGCCAAAGUCAGGAGGGGUGAUGAGGAUGCAGCGCCCUUUCAGGAGUCUGCCAACACCUCCCCAACCAUGUGUUUGCUGGUAGAUAACGGGAAUAGGUUGGUUUGGAGCGGCCAUAAGGAUGGCAAGAUUAGGUCUUGGAAGAUGGAUCACCCUGCGGAUGAUACUUCUCCUUUCAAGGAAGGCUUGUCAUGGCAGGCGCAUCGUGGUCCUGUUCUUUCUAUCAUCAUCAGUUCCUAUGGUGACUUGUGGUCCGGUGGUGAGGGCGGUUCUAUUAAGAUUUGGCCAUGGGAAUCCAUUGAAAAAUCUCUUUCUCUUAGACCAGAGGAAAAGCACAUGGCUGCUUUACUGGUAGAGAGGUCAUUCAUUGACCUCAGGAGCCAAGUUACUGUUAAUGGUAACUGUAUCAUCUCUUCUUCAGAUGUCAAGUGCUUGGUCUCCGACAAUGUAAGAGCUAAAGUUUGGUGUGCUCAGCCUCUUUCCUUCUCCCUAUGGGAUGCUCGCACAAAGGAGCUUCUCAAAGUGUUCAAUAUUGAUGGUCAAACUGAAAAUCGAGUUGACAUGCCAUCAGCGCAAGAUCAACCAGCCGUAGAAGAUGAGGUGAAGGUGAAAUUUGUUUCCACUUCAAAAAAGGAGAAAUCUGGGGGCUUUUUGCAACGGUCACGCAAUGCUAUAAUGGGAGCGGCAGAUGCUGUCCGUCGAGUUGCAACAAGAGGAACAGGGGCAUUUGCAGAAGACAAUAAGAGGACGGAAGCAUUAGUACUAACAGCAGAUGGGAUGAUAUGGAGUGGAUGUACGAAUGGUGUUCUGGUGCAGUGGGAUGGAAAUGGAAAUCGUUUGCAAGAUGUUCAUCACCAUUCUUGUGCAGUCCAAUGCUUUUGUGCUUUUGGAACGCGAAUAUAUGUAGGCUAUGUUAGCGGGAUGGUCCAGGUGAUGGAUCUUGAAGGGAACCUGAUUGCAGGAUGGUUUGCUCACAAUGGUCCUGUGAUAAAAUUGGCAACUGGCAAUGGUUAUAUCUUCAGCUUGGCCACUCACGGGGGUAUACGUGGAUGGAACAUCUUAUCUCCAGGGCCAAUUGAUAGCUUAUUACGAUCAGACUUAGAAGAAAAAGAAGCAAUUUACUCGAGACAAGACAAUGUCAGGAUUCUCGUUGGAUCAUGGAAUGUUGGUCAAGGAAGAGCCUCUCAGGAGUCACUUAUGUCAUGGUUGGGUUCUGUUGCAUCAGAUGUUGGCAUUGUUGUUGUUGGGUUACAAGAAGUGGAAAUGGGAGCAGGUUUCCUUGCAAUGUCUGCUGCUAAAGAAACAGUAGGACUUGAAGGGAGUUCUAUUGGUCACUGGUGGCUUGACACAAUAGGAAAGGCCUUAGAUGAAAACACAACAUUUGAACGUAUGGGUUCUAGGCAGCUGGCAGGAUUGCUCGUUUCUCUUUGGGUAAGGAAGAAUCUUAGAAUGCAUGUUGGGGACAUUGAUGCGGCAGCAGUUCCUUGCGGCUUCGGUCGAGCUAUUGGCAAUAAGGGAGGUGUAGGUUUGAGAAUCAGAGUGUUUGACCGGUUAAUCUGCUUUGUUAAUUGUCACCUAGCUGCACAUCUGGAAGCAGUAAAUCGUCGAAAUGCAGACUUUGAUCAUAUCUAUCGAAAUAUGGUCUUCACCCGGUCAUCAAAUCUACCCAAUAAUGCAGCUGGUAUGGUGCGAUUACUGUUUUUGUGUUGCUCUCUUGCGUUCUCCACAUAUUUAUUUAGGCUGCUUUAUUCUUCUGGCUUGCCACUGGUGCUCUGUGUUGCAGCUGGUGCCUCUGCUGCUGUUCAAACGCUUCGGGUGACAAAUACUGCAGGUGUCAACACUGAUGAAACAAAGCUUGAUUUAGCUGAAGCAGAUAUGGUAGUCUUUUUUGGCGAUUUUAACUACCGCCUUUUUGGUAUAUCUUAUGAUGAAGCAAGGGACUUUGUUUCUCAAAGAUGCUUCGAUUGGCUUAGAGAAAAGGAUCAGCUCAGGGCAGAGAUGAAAGCAGGCAAGGUUUUCCAAGGAAUGCGUGAGGCGUUAAUCAGAUUCCCUCCAACUUACAAGUUUGAAAGGCACCGACCAGGUUUGGCAGGUUACGAUUCUGGCGAAAAGAAGCGCAUUCCUGCAUGGUGUGACCGAGUGAUAUAUCGUGACAACAGGUCAGGACCAGUGUCUGAGUGCAGUUUGGAGUGCCCUAUAGUCUCGUGCAUUUUACUGUAUGAGGCUUGCAUGGACGUGACAGAGAGCGAUCACAAACCUGUGCGUUGCAAAUUCCAUAGUACUAUUGCCCAUGUUGAUAGAUCAGUAAGGAGACAAGCAUUUGGGGAAGUCAUACAAUCAAAUAAGAAAGUUAGGUUUCUUCUCGAUGAAUUACGUUAUGUUCCAGAAACAUUUGUUAACACCAACAAUAUAGUCCUUCAAAACCAGGACACAUUAAUCCUACGAGUCACCAACAAAUCUGACAAGGAUAAAGCUAUAUUUAAAAUCAUAUGUGAGGGUCAGUCCACUAUGAAGGAUGAUGAGGAGGUAGCCGAUUACCAUCCAAGAGGCUCCUUUGGCUUCCCGAGGUGGCUUGAGGUUACACCAGCUGCUGGUAUAAUCAAUGCUGAUCAAUCUGUGGAGGUCUCAGUCCAUCAUGAGGAAUUCCAUACCCUAGAAGAUCUUGUUGAUGGCAUCCCACAGAACUGGUGGUGUGAAGACACUCGGGAUAAGGAAGUGAUAUUGAGAGUGAUUGUACAAGGCAGUUGUUCAAUGGAAACAAGAUGUCAUCAGAUCCAUGUGCGUCACUGCUUCUCAGCAAAGACAGUCCGCAUCGACUCGAAGUCCAACAACUACAGGAAAGGCCAAGGAGGUAGUCUUCAUCGCUCUGAACUUCGGCAGCUCAGCAGUUCCUCUGAUACGACUGAUGAUCCCAGGAAUUCGCAUAACUGUUGAAGCUAGAAGUGAGGUCUGAUAGGAUAUAGGGCAGAUACAGAUGCAACAACCGGAGGGAGCGCGGAGGCAAUGAGGUCCGUUGCCUCAGGAAUUCAUUCCCACAACCACAGUCCGUUUGUUGAUGUAAAUACUAAAGAAGGCAUGGCCCCUAUUUGGCGUGUUGAGACUGGUUUCAUUUGCUAAUUCGUUGUCAUUUCUUAUAUUAAGCAUAAUGCCAUCCAUAUUCAUUUGACUCCAACUAUUCUUGCUUGAAAAACGCUGUGAUACUAAUAUUCCUGGACAAAUUAUUUACUAGAAACUUCAACAAGCACAAGUAAUAAGCUUGUUGGUUGUCUCAUUUAGUAGUAGCAAUAUUUUUGGAAAGCCUAUAAAUUGCCAGUGCCAGCCAUUCUUAUAGGCUGACUUUUUUUAUUCAUUUUUUCUCUGUU